Molecule: messenger RNA, 5442 nt
Organism: Musca domestica (house fly)
Lineage: Eukaryota; Metazoa; Arthropoda; Insecta; Diptera; Muscidae
Product: protein patched
Exons: 6
Coding region: 731-4849 (1372 amino acids)
Biological process (GO): smoothened signaling pathway
Cellular component (GO): plasma membrane
Molecular function (GO): hedgehog receptor activity; hedgehog family protein binding; smoothened binding
Source: RefSeq, a predicted model, not a curated record
GGAACGAUCUUUCGUGCGGGUAGGAUACCGUUGGUCUGAAGCGUAUGAUUGUGCGACACUCAUAGCCGAAUCAAAAAUAAAAGGAAGAACUCGAAACGUGAACGCAACGCGGUAUGCCACAUUUCUGAAAAAUAGUUUCUCGUCUCUUCUCGUGCCCCAUGGAAUCAAGUCGGUCGGCCAAGAACUAAAAGAAAUGUUUGUGCAUUCCAUUAAAAUGUGAAAAGUACAAUUUGUUUUUAUUUUUUGUUUUGUGUUUUUUUUUGUUUUUAAUUAAAUGAAAUCAAAUAAAAGUCGAACGGAAAGAGCCACAGUGAGCACGCCGUAGUUUCUGAGUGCAGUGCUAGCUAACCUCCCUGUAAAUAGUAAGAGCUUACAAGUGAAGAGGGAGAGCGCAAAGAGAAUGAGAAAAUGAUCAACCAAAAGUAUUGUUUUACGUGAGAAUAAGAAAAAAAAAAAAAGAAAAACAAGGAAUGAAAAACGUGAUAAAACACAACAAUAUCCAUCCACGGAAGAUUGAAAACAAAAUAUACAAGUGAUCGAUAAAGUAGUGAAAUUAAACAAAAACACAUUUGUGUGGAGUGAAAAAAGAAAGAAAAGAAAAGAAAAACAGAACAAAAACAUCCAUCCGUGCUGGUUUGGAAGCACAGGCCAAUCCUAUCCACAGAUCGAACAAAUGCCGCAUGCAUAAAAACUUGGCAUCAUUUGGAGGAUAGGAAAUACACAACAAAAUAUGGUUGUGCCCACAAUGGAUACCCUGCCCCGCGUCCCCGACACACACGGAGAUGUGGUCGACGAAAAGCUAUUUUCCGAUUUAUAUAUCCGCACAACGUGGGUCGAUGCCCAAAUAGCUUUGGAUCAAAUCGACAAAGGUAAAGCCCGCGGAAACCGUACAUCCAUUUACCUACGUUCAGUAUUUCAAUCACACUUCGAAUCUCUGGGCAGCUCGGUGCAAAAGCAUGCCGGCAAGGUUCUAUUUGUGGCAAUUCUAGUAUUAAGCACAUUCUGCGUUGGCCUCAAAAGUGUGCAAAUCCAUUCGAAAGUCCACCAGCUUUGGAUACAGGAGGGCGGACGACUCGAGACCGAGCUGGCGUACACACAGAAGACCAUAGGAGAGUCGGAGAGUUCAACACACCAAUUGCUUAUACAGACGGGUCACGAUCCGAACGCAUCGGUUCUUCAUCCGCAAGCACUGCUGACGCAUCUCGAGGUGCUAAAGAAAGCAACGGCCGUUAAGAUACACAUGUUCGACACAGAUUGGAGUCUUAGGGACAUGUGCAAUUCGCCAACUACUCCGAGUUUUGAAGGUCCUUAUUACAUAGAACAGAUCCUAAAGCAUCUUAUUCCGUGUUCCAUAAUAACGCCAUUAGAUUGUUUCUGGGAGGGGAGUCAGCUGCUGGGACCAGACUUUCCCGUUCAAAUUCCGAGUAUGGACGAACGCAUUACCUGGAGCACACUUAAUCCCUCAAAACUGAUGCAGUCCAUGAAGAAACAAAUGAGUGAUCAAACUAUACCCUUCGACUUUGACACGAUCGAACAGUACAUGAAGCGUGCGGCAAUUUCAUCAGGUUACACCGAAAAGCCAUGUCUGGAUCCCAAAAACCCUCAGUGUCCCGAAACUGCACCGAACAAAAACAGUGAUUUUCCCUUGGAUGUUGGUGGAAUACUGACUGGGGGCUGCUACGGAUUUGCCGCCAAAUACAUGCAUUGGCCGGAGGAGUUGAUCGUGGGUGGUGUGCAACGAAAUCGCACCGGCCACUUGAAAAGGGCCAAGGGUAUUCAGACUGUGGUGCAGCUGAUGACGGAGAAGGAACUGUUUGACUUCUGGAAUGAAAACUACAAAGUCCAUCACAUUAGCUGGACCCCGGAGAAGGCGGCAGAGGUCUUAACUGCCUGGCAACGAAAUUUUUCCAAAGAAGUCGAAAACAUUAUGACCGGCGCUAGCAUGUCCAAGAAGUACAACGUUUAUGUGUUUUCGUCCGCCACUUUGGACGACAUUUUAGAGAAGUUCUCGAACCCCAAACCUUUGAGUAUUCUAAUUGGAGUUAUUGCUACCGUUAGCUAUGCAUUCUGCACACUCAUUCGUUGGCGAGACCCAGUGAAGGGACAGUCCAGCGUCGGAGUAGCUGGCGUAUUAUUGAUUGGCUUUUCAACAGCUGCGGGAUUGGGCUUGUGCGCCAUAUUGGGCAUUGUCUUCAAUGCGGCCAGCACACAAGUUGUGCCCUUUUUGGCAUUGGGACUUGGAGUUGAUCAUAUAUUCAUGCUUACUUCUGCGUAUGCAGAAAGCAAUCGCAAGGAGCAAACUAAAUAUAUUCUCAAGAAAGUGGGUCCCAGCAUACUGUUUAGCUCUUGUUCUACUACAGGAGCGUUUUUCGCGGCUGCCUUUAUACCGGUGCCUGCCCUGAAAGUUUUCUGCCUUCAGGCGGCAAUUGUUAUGUGUUUCAAUCUGGCUGCGGCCUUGCUGGUGUUCCCAGCCAUGAUAUCGCUAGAUCUGCGAAGACGGACUGCUGGCCGUGCGGAUAUUUCGUGUUGUUGUUUUCCCAUAUGGAAAGAACAACCAGUCAAUCCCUUUCAACAGAUCCAAAAUAAUAAUCCCUUGAAGAAUUCACGAGGCAGUUUAAGAGGGUCAGCGACCAUACAAAAUAAAGUCUGUAAAAACGGCCGACCGACGUCGCCUACAGUCAACGCUGCAAGACAAGAAGAAGCCUUGCUGUCCUGCUCCGCAGAGAAAAACUUACCUUCCUUCUCGCUUGCUAAAUUUGCCGUGAAAUACUAUACGCCCUUCCUCAUGAAGAGCUGGAUUAAAUUCAUUGUUAUUACAUCGUUUGUGGGUACGGUCAUCUUUAGUCUGUACGCCUCAACAAAGCUGCAAGAUGGUUUGGAUUUGAUAGAUUUGGUGCCCAAGGACACAAACGAAUACAAGUUCCUGAAUGCUCAAACGUCGAUGUUCGGUUUCUACAGCAUGUACGCCGUCACGCAGGGAAACUUCGAGUAUCCCAACAAUCAACGUCUUCUGCACGAAUACCACGAAGCCUUUGUUCGUGUACCCCACGUUAUUAAGAAUGACAAUGGUGGCCUACCCGACUUUUGGCUGUCUCUCUUUCGGGAUUGGUUGAGAAAUUUGCAGAAAAUAUUCGAUCGCGAAUUCAAAGAAGGCUGCAUCAAUCAAGAGGGUUGGCAUCCUAAUGCUACCAGCGACGCGAUACUAGCCUACAAGCUUCUGGUGCAGACGGGUCAUGUGGACAAUCCGGUCGACAAGUCAUUGGUAGUACAACAUCGUUUAGUCGACAACGAGGGAAUAAUUAAUCCCAAAGCGUUCUACAACUACCUAUCGGCAUGGGCGACAAACGACGUGUUUGCGUAUGGUGCUUCGCAGGCUAAAUUGCAUCCGGAGCCGCGCCAAUAUUAUCAUGUUCCAACGGAAACCGACUUGAAGAUACCGAAAUCGCUGCCUCUUGUGUAUUCGCAGUUGCCAUUUUAUCUGCAUGGCUUAACGGAUACAUCUGAAAUAAAGUCAUUAAUCGGCCACAUCCGGGAGUUGAGCAUGCGCUUUGAGUCGAGAGGCUUGCCUAACUAUCCAUCUGGCAUUCCAUUUAUAUUCUGGGAACAAUACAUGACCUUGAGGUCCUCCUUGGCCAUGAUUUUGUCGUGUUGUGUUGUUGUGGCUUUUGUUCUAGUCUGCAUUCUUCUGCUGUCGAUAUGGGCGGCUGUAUUGGUUAUACUGAGUGUUUUGGCAUCUCUGGCACAAAUUUUCGGAAUUAUGGCGAUAUUGGGAAUCAAGUUGUCGGCAUUACCCGCUGUUAUUCUUAUACUAAGUGUGGGCAUGAUGCUUUGUUUCACCGUUCAUAUAACUUUGGGAUUUCUAACUUCUGUUGGAAAUCGGGAACGGCGUGUUCUACUUUCCAUGCAGGUUACCUUGGGACCGUUAACACAUGGAAUCCUUACAUCGACACUGGCCGUCUUCAUGUUAUCUACCUCCCCAUUUGAGUUUGUCAUCCGCCACUUCUUUUGGCUUCUCUUAGCUGUACUUUGCGUAGGGGCAUUCAACAGUUUGGUCAUGUAUCCCAUUGUAUUGAGCAUGGUUGGACCAGCAUCGGAACUCAUACCACUGGAACACCCAGAUCGCAUUUCCACGCCAUCACCGCAAAUGUCUCGGAACGGCAAAAGAACGAGUAAGAAUAUCGCAAUGGGUUCGAUGCGAUCUUCGUCACGUACUUGUCAGAAACCCCAUUAUAAUUAUAAGGACAACAAUGACCCCUCGCUGACAACAAUUACCGAGGAGCCACCCUCUUGGAAAUCAUCCAACUCGUCAAUUCCGAUGAACAAUGAGUGGGCUGCCACGAAUGGGGGACAUUAUGGCAACAAUAUCAAUUACGCAAACAAUCUCAACUACCACCAUGCAUCCGCAUCCGGCACGCCAAGGGAUGCUCCGCCGAAUUACAUGCGCCAACACUCAGGAAAUGCGCAGCAACAGCAACAUCGUUACCACUACAAUCAGCCGACAGCUUACAAUCCUCAUCACACAACGCCACCACAAGCACCACCCCAAUACCAUCACAACCAACAACAACCACCACCACAACCACCGCCGCCUUGUUCGUCCACCACGACCCCGAAUAACGCAUCCUCGGUCGGUUCGCAUCAAGCUCAUGGCUCGAAUGUGCAUGAAAGCAAUGUCGGCAUGGAGAACUUUCCACCCGAACUACAAAGCAUCGUUGUACAACCGGAAGUUACAGUCGAAACGCAUCACUCCGACUCAAACUCCACGAAAGUAACUGCCACCGCAAAUAUAAAGGUCGAAUUAGUUACCCCAGCCCGAUCGAUGCGCAGGUACAACUUCACAUCAUCGUAGCAAUAAGACAACGCUCAACCAAAUCCCUCCAACAACAUAACUACAAUUAGAUAAUUUAAAACUAUUUAUUAUUACAAAUAAAACUACUUGUACUAACUAACUUUUUAAGAAUGUUCCAUUGUGUAUAUAAGUGUAUAUAUGUAUCAAAAAUGAAAUUGUAACCAAUGCUCGAAUAGAAUUUAGACCUGAUUUUACACCAAAAUAUUCACUAAUAAAAAUAGCUAACUCGCUCCCUAUGGGACGAAAUACAAAACGACGUUAGCAAUACGUUGAGGACUUGGCAGUAACAUUGGCCAGCAGACUGUUUUUAUGUUAUGUUAUUCUUUCCUACGCGUUCGCUUUUAUCUUAUGUUGUCCGCAUUGCACGACAAUGGUAAUUACUCGUGGCGACUGAUGCCAUAUACCAUCAAUUCAUGCUGUCAAUCAAAAUUUACAUGUUUCCGAUUCAUAUCCGACGAUUGCCUAAAUUAGAAACUGAAUGUAAUUUAUAUGUACAUUUUCCUUACAUCUCUUAACUUGGUAUUUUUUUUACUUGUUUAUAGCAUUUGUAAAAAAUAAAAUUUGUAAGUAGAAUAAAAAUUUCAUAAACAACA